Messenger RNA from Durusdinium trenchii, 294 nucleotides. Lineage: Eukaryota; Dinophyceae; Suessiales; Symbiodiniaceae. The record is from the annotation of a GenBank genome assembly.
AUGAGCUACGAAGCUCUGAACUUGCAGGAUGAGGAGGCACAGACGGAAGUGCCGCAAGCGAAGACGAACAGCUCUGUGAGUUGGCUGGUGCGGGGCGUCUCUGCUGGGUUGGUUUGUGCGACCGUGGCAGCCAUUGUCCUUUUGAAGUUUGCCUCCCCGGUGUCGUCUGGCAAUGUCCUCGGCGCCAAGGCGCCGCCUCUAUCUCAGCUUGCGCAGCUGGAACGAUGCACCAGUGCCCUGAAUCUUGGAAGGAUCCUUCACAGAUCAUGGGUUACCACUGUCUGCACAAGUUGA